This is a messenger RNA of Thalassophryne amazonica, 4098 nucleotides long. RefSeq lists its product as uncharacterized. Lineage: Eukaryota; Metazoa; Chordata; Actinopteri; Batrachoidiformes; Batrachoididae. The record is from RefSeq and is a predicted model, not a curated record.
AUAGUUGGGUUGGCUUGUUUUAUGCAGGAUGCCCUUCCUGACGCAACCCUCCUCAUUUGUUCGGGCUUGGGACCAGCACUCAGAAUGUACUGGCUGCACACCCCAUGUGGCUGAGUUACCCAGAACAAUGCAUGUGCAUGAUAAAUCAAUGCCUGUGCUACACUACUAAUGUAUUUACUUGUGUAUUCCACAAAUACAGACUAGAAAGUUGAAAUAAUAAUAAUGAUCAUCAGAAGUACAGCCGAGUGACAGGGAUUUCUGUCCACUGCAAAGCAGCUAUUUGUAGCCAGUCACACUAGUAAUGUCCAAUCAGCACGUUUUGGCAUUUAACAGGGUGCAAUUCUUCCAGCAUGAAGACCAAUGAUGACCACUGUCUAGGUUAUUUUGUUAGGCCUAGGCACAAAAGAAAGCUUUCAAGAUUACUAAUCACCAUUUUAGCUUCUUCAUGUAGGGCCAAUAAUGCUUACCGUCGCCAUGUUGAAAAAUAGUCGAUUUCUGUGCCCAUAAAAUGCUUUUUUAUCAAAAACUGGCAAGUCCCCCAAAGAUUUUCCCACUGAUUUGUCUAAAAGAAGGAUUAGUUUCAACAGAAAUGCAAAGUUUAUGAUAAUUCAUUAAACGUUUUGGCCACCAGGGGCACCAAAGUUGUAUGAAAAACACAAAUUUGCCCACUUUGGCGCCGCCUGGUGGCCAACGCGUACAAUCCCCACUGAUUUUUUUGUUGUUUUAAAGAAGUUAAGUCUUGCCCUUUCUACAAUAAAAAUCUUGCUGGGGGAUUAAACACAUAUUGAGUAAUAGCCUUCACAAAUAUCAGUAUUUCUGAAAAUUCAUCAACUUGAAGUGCCCCCUAUAUUCAACGUAUUCAAUCCCCGAACCCAAAUUAGUGAUUAUUUUGAAGAACUGUCCUCCUAUAAUACUUAAAUCACAAAAGUACUUUGGGGGAUUGAAUGCAUUUCAUGUACAAGCUGUCCAAAUCUUUCCUGUUCACCAAAUUUCAGUUUAAGACCAUUUUGGGUGUGAACUUUGAUGACCCCUGGUGAGGUCACUGUAUGGAAUGUGGGCAAAAUUUUUGGUGUAUGUUUGCUUGGUGGAGGAUGCAUCCAGUUACCAAAGUGUGAGCAAAAUCUGAGUUGGUCACUAUCACAGUCCCAUGUAAACUGCCUGAUUCUUAUAAAAAUUGGUUCUUAAAUGCAGGAACGGACGAAUACUAACAAAUAAAAUGAAACUGACCAGAAAAAAACAUGAAACAUUUUGGGUUCAUGUCAUCAGCAACCAACCAGAAGUCAAAGUAAAUGCCAGGACCACUGUGGGGUUUGCACGUUUCAUAUCGUCCUGUUUCGGAUCCAGGUUCUGUCCACCCAGCUGUAAAACAGGUCCUGGCUUUGGCUGAGGGAGUAAAUGUGAAGCAUCACUGUAAAGCAUUCUGAGCAUCGGCUGGAUGGAUCGAUGGUGCUGUAAAAUUCAAAAUUCUGGGGAGAAAUCCACUGACAUGUUGAAAGAGUCAGUCAGCAGACGACGGCUAAAAACUCGCUGUGACAGACGGCCGCUCGUUUCUUCCUCAAACUAAAACCUGAACGUUUUUCUCCUCACAGGGAUCCGAACAGUUCGCCGUGUUCACGUGACGUUUACAAACAUCUGGGCUGAGAGGACGUGUCAGGUCAAAGGUCACACUGACGGCCCGGUGAUAAGAGGGCGCCAGCACUCGGGAGAAGGUCGAGUCCUUCAGAUCAGCAGAUCUCUAUCACAGAAUCAGAGUUACACAUUAAACGGGGUGGAGCCACAGGUGAGCUGCCAACACUCCGGUGAGGCGCUCGGUCGUCUUUGUGAAGGCAAACAUGAGGCUGCAGCUGGUUCUAUUCCUCACCGCAGUGACCUGCACCGCCGGGAGGCCACUGAGCAAGGCAGCGCGGAACGGCAACAAACUGCUUCUCAUCUCCUUUGACGGCUUCAGGUGGGACUAUGACCAGGACGUCGACACGCCGCACCUGGACCAGCUGACCAAGGAUGGCGUCAAGGCCAAAUACAUCACCCCCCCAAUGCUGACCAUGACCUCGCCGUCCCACUUCACCACCAUCACCGGUAGAUGGGUCGAGGAUCACGGCGUCGUCCACAACAUCAUGUUCAACACCAGUACCAACCUCAAAGUCCCCCACAAACAGACCCUCACACGGUCGGAGUGGUGGGACAACGGCGCCCUGCCGCUCUGGAUCACAGCCCAGAACCAGGGUCUGAAAACAGCUUCGUUCUUCUACCCGGGUGGUGGCGCCAAAUACGGUGGACAGGCAGUUAACAGAGUGUUAGUAGAGGAGCCCGGUCACCCCGACGACAAUGAGACCGAGUGGCGUCAGAACAUAGACACGGUGAUGAGCUGGUUCUCAGAGGAAGACUUCCAUCUGGUGACUUUGUACUACGGAGAACCAGACAACGUGGGCCACGCCAAGGGCCCAGACCACCAGGACAGGAAAACCAUCAUCCAGCAGAUCGACCGCACCAUCGGUUACCUGAGGGAGGCCAUCAGCCGCCAUCACCUGAACAACAGCCUGAAUGUCAUCAUCACCUCUGACCAUGGCAUGACUACAGUGAAGAAGUGGCCACAAGUAGACGAGAUCAUCAUCAAUAAGUAUUUGAACUUACUUAAGCUCACCAGCUUCGAGAUCUUUGACUAUGGUGGGUUUGGCAUCUUGACGCCGCGACCAGACAGGGAGCAGGAAGUGUUUGCAGCGCUGUCCAAUGCACCCAACAUGACGGUCUACAAGAAAGACCAACUGCCAAAAAGUUUUCACAUGGCCAAAACUGACCGGAUGCCUCCUAUCAUGGUUUUUGCAGAUCUGGGCUUCAACCUGAACUCUAGAUUCAUUGUCUACAUUAACAAAGGUGACCAUGGCUACCACAACGGAGAGAUGGACAUGAAGUUCUUCUUCAGGGCUUUUGGACCAGACUUCAAGACGAACUACCUGUCCAAGCCUUUUGACAGCAUCCACAUUUAUCCUCUGAUGUGUGAACUGCUGCAGGUCGAGCCGGCACCGCACAACGGGUCGCUGACUGUGACCCAGAACAUGCUGCGCAGCGGGGGAUCAUCAAUGAUUCAACGCUCUGUCACUCUGCUGCUGUCCACGCUUCUCUACGCCUUACAUGUCCUGUAACUGACCAGUCCAGCUCCCCAGAUCCACGAUGAGGUCUACCCAAUGAGCCCAGCUCCCCAGAUCCACAAUGAGGUCUACCCAAUGAGCCCAGCUCCCCAGAUCCACAAUGAGGUCUACCCAAUGAGCCCAGCUCCCCAGAUCCACGAUGAGGUCUACCCAAUGAGCCCAGCUCCCCAGAUCCACAAUGAGGUCUACCCAAUGAGCCCAGCUCCCCAGAUCCACGAUCAGGUCUACCCAAUGAGCCCAGACUGAAACAUCUGGUUUUGGCUUUAUGACAUUUACUCUUAUAUUUAUAUGGAAAACUAAAAUAUGAUCUUAUCUGUGUUUUUACUUGAGAAUUUUGGAGUCUUUUUAAGCGGUAAAAACAUUUAUGUUCAUAUUUAUGAAGUAAAUGAAUUUGGGUCUCAUGAUAAUUUUUUAAAAUACACAAAUUUCAAAGAGUUUUUUAAAAGACAGUGAUCUUGUUCGUUAGCAUGAUAACUCAAAGGGUGAAUGGGUUUCAGUGAAAUUCAGUGAGAAGAUCCUUAACGUUCCAGGAACUAGGUGAUUCAGCUUUGGAGGUGAUUGGAUUCUACUCUGGACCUGAGACCCAGAGAAUGUUUGCACAUAUGGCAACGCUUAACUCAAAUGUGUGAAAGAGGAUGUUGAUGAUUUGGUGAGCAGUGAAAGUGUCGCAGAAAAUGAGGUGUUUUAUUUGAAGUUGAUUCUGAACACAUUUUAGAUCCAGGAUCCAGAAGCAGUUCUGAGUAAUAUGUGGCCUUGGUGGAGGUAUGCACUUGCUGACUGCCUUCAUGUUUUUAAUGCGGGACUUUAAUCUGUGAAAUUAAAACUGUGCAUAGUCUUUUUUAGAAGUAUUUUUGGCAGUGUAUAACAAAUCUACAUCAUUCCUGGUAUCAUGGACUCUGUCCUGGUGGAUUCUUACUGACUCGGCACAAGAAAUGGUUCCUUUCUUUCCAAC